Messenger RNA from Mercenaria mercenaria, 17468 nucleotides. RefSeq lists its product as uncharacterized. Gene Ontology annotation, molecular function: protein binding; histone methyltransferase activity; chromatin binding. Gene Ontology annotation, cellular component: nucleus. Bases 160 to 11562 code for a protein of 3800 amino acids. The transcript is spliced from 24 exons. The record is from RefSeq and is a predicted model, not a curated record. NCBI's taxonomy places the organism in Eukaryota, Metazoa, Mollusca, Bivalvia, Venerida, Veneridae.
CAACCACAGACAGCCAUUUUGUCUGAAAUUAAUUCGUAAAUAUACCAGCCUUGGCUUAUGUUUAUUGUGAUUUUUAUCAAUUGACAACCUUUAUUGUACAUUUAGUGAUGUAGUUGGAUGUUGUUAAUGAGAUGGCAGUAGGGCUUUUAUAGAGUCAAAAUGAGUUCUACAGAAGCCUUUGCUGACCUCAAUCACUUACCAGAGGGAGAAAAUAAGGAAACAUCUGCCUCCCAGGAAGGCGAAAGUCAUGCAGAUUUGAAGGAUGAAUCUGAGACUUCUGUGGAGUCUGAGGGUAACAAAGUGCUAGAAGAUGUAGUCAAAGAUGACACUGGGGCUACUGUUGAGUCAAGGAAAAAUCAAGCAGUAAAAGAUGUAGUUACAGACAGCACUGAGAUUUCAUCUGAGUCUGAGAAAAUCAAGACAGUUGAACAACUAGAUAAGGGCAGAGUUGAGACUUUAGAUGAGUUUGGGAAAAACCAGGUGGUGCAAAAUAUCGAAGACAGCUCUGAAACAUCAGUUGAGAUGGGGAAAGUCCAAGUAUUGCAAAAUGUAGUUGAGGACAGUUCUGCAGACUCAGUAGUGUCUGAGAAAAUUGAUGUAUUGCUGCCAUUAGACAAAGGAGAUGUUGAGUCUGAGAUAAACAGUAUAGUACAAACUGUAGACAAGGAUACUGUUGAAACUUCAGUAGCAGCUGAGGAAAACAUUAUGUUACAAAAUGUAGUGAAUGACAGCCCUGAAACUUCAAUUGACACUGGUAAAGAUAAUGCUGUACAAACUGUUGACAAAGAUGAUUCUGAGCUUUCAGUUGAGGUGGAGAGAACUGACUUGUUAGCAAAACCAGAGUUAUCAGAAAGCAUCAAAGAACCAGAAGUAUCAGAGGCUACAAACAUCCCGGAAAUAUUAGAGGACAUUGAAAAACCAGAAGUUUCAGAUGACAUUGAAAAAACAGAGUCAUCAGAGGCUGUAGAAAAACCAGAACAAUCAGAAGCCUUUGGAAAACUUGAUGAUGAGAGCUCAGAAAAGAACGAUGGUGAUAUUAAUCAAGCAGUAGCUGAUUCCAAGUCUGCAGAAGAAGUGGCUCAAUCUAAAAGCUCAGAGAACACAGGUGAGAAGAUAGAAGAAAUAGCAGUUAACACAGAAGUGGGUAGAGAUGAUAUUACUUCGUCAUUGGGAAAUGAAGAGGUUGAUGCAAAUUUGGAAACUGAAGUUGAAGUGAUACAAAAAGAUACCGACAUAAAUACAGACAUCCCUACAGACUCAGAAUGUGCAUUAGAGGUACAUGCAGAAACACUAGAUUUGUCUGACAGUCUUCCUUUGACAGAUGAAUUUGAGAAUGUGACUGGAAGUUCAGAGGUAUCUGAGAAUAUCCAGGCUAGUUCAGCAGAUGGUGUCCUUGAUACAGGAAGUGAUAAUCUUGAAAAUCCAGAGUUCACUCAAACUGACAAAGCAGAUACUACUGAUCUCAAAACAGGUGAAAGUAGUGAUAAAUCUGACAAGUUAGUUGUAUCUAAUGUUGACACGAGUGAUAGAAAAGACACUUGCCCUGUAGAAAUUGAGCAAGUUACUGAGAAAUCGGAUGAAAAUAAAACCAAUCCAUGUGAUAGUGAAGAUAUUGGUUCAAGUUGUUUAGAAAAAGAGAAGAAUUCAGAGACCUUACAUGAAAAUAGCAUAUCAAGUACUUCAGAUAGUGUAGUAGGUGCUGUUGAAAGUGACCAAAUAUGUGAAAAGGCAGAUACAGUUGAAACUGAAUCUUCUCAAAGUAAAGAGGAAAAUGAUCAUGACCAUGAGAACUUGGUUGUGGCAAACACUGAUGAAUCAAAUGAAAUUGAACCUGAAUCUAACCAAGUUAGAAAUGAAUCAAAAAUUUCAGAUCCAAUAGGACUUUCUUCUGACACAUCAGUUAGUACCGUAAGUGAACAUAUACACAAAUCACCAGAUCUAGUUGUUGAAAGUAACGAGAAAGAAGAGAAGUGUUCGCAGCAAAUUAAAGAAGCUAAUAGCAAAGUUAGUGAUAACACUAAUAAGUUGGUAGAAACAGAUGGUGAACAGACAGUAACAGAAGUCUCUACCAGUUGUGUUAGAGAAAAUGUCAGUAGAACUGUAAGCAGUGAAUAUAAAGUAAUUGUAGAUACUUCCAAUAAAAAGUAUUUGGAAAUUGCUGCUAUUGAAACAAGUAUGGGGAAUUCACAAUCAAAAGAAAGUGAUCUUGAAAGUUUAGAUUUUGAUAAUGACAAAGACAAGUCUGGCUUUGAUUCUGACGAUUUCCUAAAUUCUCCUGCAAAACAAAGUCAGAACAAUGAAGUUUGCAUUGUGUCUCCAAAAUCAAAAAGUAUGUUGCUGGACAACUCUGAUUCUGGUGGAAGUUGUGCAGAUUUACAUAUAGAUAAAGAAGUGUCAAAACAGCAUCAGGAGUACAGGCCAAGAUUAGGCAGUGCUGAAAGAAAUGUUUUUGAUGUGUUUCCAGUGGAUAUACCAGCAAGCUCAGAGAACUCAACAACUACUGAAAGUGAAAGUGAAAAUUCAGAUAAUACUGUUGAUUCUGCUGUUAGUCACGACGAAACCCAAAAGAAUGGAUUACAAAAUGGUGCUCCAGAAGCUUCUGCUAAGGCAGCUUCAGACUUUCUUAGUUCAUUUGAAAAAUUUCUUCAGAAUCAAAGUCCUGACGAAAGAAGUGAUACAGCAUCUGUUAAAAGUGAGGAGUCUGUGCAAAACCUUCCUGUAAAUAAGGAAAUUUGCAAAACAAGACGACGCCCUAUAUUUAAAACAUUUCCGAAAUCUCAGAAAUUGAGAAGAGCUAGCAAAGAAACUGUCUCAAAAGAUACUACUUCAGAUUCUGAUGAAUCAGAUGUGGUGAUGAAAGCUAAGCAAAAAUAUCAGUGUAUGAAAGAACUUAGAGUUUCUUUAAAUGCAACAGACAUAGACAAUUCUAAUACAAAUACUGUUGGAAAACCUUCAAGAACACUUCAGAAAAAUUUCAUUGCUAAAUCUAAAUUUGCUCAAAUCAAUAGUGUUAAAGCAGCAGAAGAAUCAGAAUCUGAUUCAGGAUUAGACAGAUUGAAAAAAGAGCCAUUGCUAGCAAUUGGUGAUAAUUUAAAUGUUGAACUGUUUAAGUCGCCUUCAGUUAGAACUUCCAUAGAGGAAAGUACAAAACCUUUGAAAAAACGUAGUCGUAGAGGUGAUAAUGAAAUUCUUCAUCAAAAUGAAGUUUCUGAACCAAUACAGAACAAACAGACAACCAAAGGCAACAUAGAAAACAUUUCAGAUGCUAGUGAUAUUGAAAAAAAUACCUCAGAUGUUGAUUUAUUUAGUGAUGAACCACAAAAAUUGAAAGUCUUGACUAAUGUUAACUUGAUAAACAAAGAAUGUUUAGAAAGUUCUACUGAUACAAAUGAGGAUCAGUCAUCGAAAAAAUUGCCAUUGAUAAAAUCAAAAAGGUUAAAAAGUGCAGCAAAAAAGAAAAGACAAUCACAGGUUAAAUCUGAUUCAAAAUUGCCACUGUCUAACUCUUUAAUUGAAGCAAAGGCAGAAAAGGUAGAUAAUGAUGAAAUUGGUUGUACAAAAACUGAUAACUUUUGUCGUCCAAAUUCAGAUGCAAUACACAAAAAAUCUGAUAAAGUCGAUAAGUCUGGUACCAUGAUAAAGAAAUACCCAGAAAGAACUUGUAAACUUAGAAUGAGAGUUCCAGAAAAUACUGUUAAUAAAAAAGAUCUUUUAAAAUCCAAAGUUCCAGGGGCUUCAAAAAGGUGCAGUGAUAGUGGACAGUCAGAUAAAGAUUCAGUAGUAAGUGUAAAAAAGAAAAAAAGGAAAAGAAAAGUGAAACCCUGGUCUUGGGGAAAUGAGAAAAAGAGGUACAAACCUAAACCAAAAGUGGAUUCAGAAGUGUCUGAUUUAACUGAAAGUGAUUGGAGUUCAAAUAUGGAGCAGGAAACAAAGAAAGUUGAAUCAUCUGUUGACAAAACAAGUGACAGUGAAUUGACUGAUGCAUCAAAGGCAUGUUCAGAACCACUGUUGAUGAGUUCUGAUGAAAAUGAACAUUUGGCCAAUUCAAAAUCUGAGAAUUUAAAAAGUGAAAUUUCUGAUAAUAAUUUUGAUGAUAGUAAAGAAAAACAAAGUGUUUCUGUAGAUCUAAAUGCUUGUAAAGAUGAAAAUCUUACUGCGGAGGAAUCUACUGAAAGAGAUGAAGAUAAUAAUAUUCCAAAACCAAAAAGUGUACCAGCUAAGACUAAAAAUACUAGAAAAAGGGGUAAAUCUAAGAAAGGAAAUCAGAAAAGGGUAAAAUCUCAAACAGUUAAUUCAUAUAUGAAUAUUGAAAAAGACUCUGAUGAUCUUGAAAAUCCAGACUUGAUAUUCAGUUCUGAUAAACAUGAAGAAAGUCACUUCAGUGGUUUUCAUUUAGAAGCAAAUGAUCAUGAACUAAAUGAGAACUUUCCACCCAAUGUUUCUCCAGACAGUGGUAUUCAGUCACUCACUGGAUCUCCAGCAGGUCAUGAAUCUCCAAAUUUAGCUUUAAAUCAUCAGUACUCAUUGACAACUUCAUCCAGUUCUUUUAAGGUGGCAGCAAGUGUUUCUUCACAAGUAAUUGACUCAAAAAAUGGUAUUGUUUCAAGUAUUCUAUGUGCAGCUGCAUCUGCAAGUUUAAGUUCAACUUCUGUGACUACCUCUGUUACAUCAUCAACAGAAACUGUUAUUGUUUACUCAAAAAGUGUUCCAAUUUCAUCAGCAACUGCUACAAUACCAUUACCUCUUUGUGAUAUGCUAACUUCAAGUACUAAUUCUGCAGCUUUUCCUGUACUGGAUAAUGCAAAUUUAAAUUUGGAUUUAACCAAAGAUGCUUGCACCAAAAAGAAGAACCGUGCAAAGUUUCUACAGCGUCACAAAGCCAGUACUCUUCUGCAGAAAGGUAGAUUACCUACUGAAGAAGAAAAGGAACAAAGACUUGAAGAUAAGUUUGAUUAUUUGAGCCGUGUUGGUGCAAAACCAGUCUGUGAUGAAUCUGACACCUUAAACAAAGACUGCGUUGAGUUGAAAGAGUCACAAUAUGAGAAAAAUGAAAAUAUUCAAGCUGGAACUAACAAGUUUUCAUGCAAAGAAAGUUUAAAACUUAAUGUAGAAGGAACUGCAGUUCAUGAAUCAAUUACUAGUUUGAAAAGUGAUGAAAGUGUGAUAAGUAGCGAGGACAUGGAAAUUGUUGAGAGCACAAAACAUGAAAAAAAUAAGAAGAAAAGGGGUCGUAAAAGCUGUAGAAAAGCUAAACAUAGUCCAAGAAUGGAUACAAAUAAUCAGAAUGUUACAAAUGUUGAAGAGGAAAAAGUGAAUAAAGAUCAGUCAUUGACAUUAAGGCUUGAAGACAAUUGUGAGAAAUGUGAUACAUUUGUAGAACAGAAUGUGAAUGAUUUGAUGCUACAACAUGGUAAAAUGACUAGAAAAUUGAAAGAAAGUCAAAAUAUAUCAGAGAAUUCAAUUGUUGAAGAUAGCAAUACUAAUGAUACUGAACAAAGUGUACAAUCAGAUAAGGAAAUAAAUUUAGAUGCAAAAAGAAUUGAAGAAGAACCAUUGGAAAGUGAACUGAAAGGUUCUGUUUUGCAUAAUGCAGAGAUUAAGAACAAAAAUGUUGGAGAUGGUGAGGUGCAAGAAAAUACUACUAAAACUGUUGUUGCUGAAAAUGAAGUUGUGCAAAGAAAUGUAGAUGAGUCAGAUUCUUCAGGAAUAAAAGAUAUUGAAAUAAGUAAGACAGGUACAUAUUCAAAAAGAAAAGGGAGAACUAAAAAGAAGAGAGGUAGAAGUAAGGGAACAAACUCUGAAAGAAGUAUAGACACAAGUUCUGACAGAAGUCAGGACACAAGUUCUGAAAGAAAAGCUAAUAUAGUAACAGAAAAAUCUCAAAAAGGUACUAUAUCUGUAGACAGAAAUGACAAUGUGCCACAGGUUCCUGAUUCAAAAGCAGACUUUGUUUUUUCUCCCCCAAAUGCAGUAGUUAAUAAUGAUAUAUUAAGAAACGUUCCUAGUUCAGACUCUCUUGCAUCAGACUCCUUGGCAUCAGAAGCAACUUUAGUUUAUCCACAGGACUCUUCUGUUUCAGAAUACGAAACAGAAACUGAUAAUGAGCAGCUCAAACCUGUUACUCAAGACACAAAUCCUGCUGUCAGGAAUUUGAAUGAAAGUAUUAAUGGAGUUUUUAUUGAAAGUAAGGAAUCUGAUCCUUUGUCCUUGAGGUUAGAAACUUCAGAACUUGACAAAAUUGCAGAAUUACCUGUAGAUGUACCAGUGAAAAGAAAACCUGGACGGCCUCCAAAGCACAAGACCAAAACUAAAACACAGGGUAUUAAAACAUUACAAAAUAAUGGAACCAAACUAAUCAAUAAGUUAAAUUCACCACCAUAUGCAUCACCAGCUUACAAGUCAGCUCCAUUUAGGUCCCCACCAUACAGACAGUCGCCAUACAAAUACCAUCCAGUAAGAUCACCACCUUUUAAAUAUCUUACUGGUAGAUCUCCUCCCUACAAACCAUUUCCUGUAAGAUCACCAGUUUAUAAACCUUUUCCAGGAAAAUCACCACCAUAUAAAUGUUUUACUGGAAAGUCUCAACCAUAUAAACAAAAAUAUCAAGAUCUGAUAACAAAAAGAAAACGAGGGAGACCAAAAGGGUCUAAAAACAAAGUGAAAGAAACGUCUGGUAUAAAUGAAACUCCUGUAAAAUCUCUCGUACAACAGACUGUACCUAGGCCAAGGGGCAGACCACCUUUAAUAAAACUAAAACGUCCAAGAGGAAGACCGAAAGGAUCUGGAAAUAAAGUGAAAGCAAAUACUUCACCAGAAAAAUCCAGAAAUAAGACUGGUGAAAAAGAUCAAUCAGUUGAAGUUUCUCAGUCCAUGAUGCAGUGGAGAGAAAGUAGAAUUAUCCCAGAAGGGGAGGAGAAAAAGAAACGCGGAAGAGGUCGACCACCCAAAAAUUCCUACCCUGUUGAACAACAAAGUACAAAGAAAAGUAGUCCUAAAGGCAAAGAUAUGCAAGUGAAGCCUGGACCGGAAUUGUUUGAUAACAAAAGUUCAGCUAGAGAAGCUAUAGAAUCCUUAGCUCAAAGUUGUUUGCCAAUGGGUAGUCCAGUAAGAAGUGAACUUUCUUUAGGACUGUCUGAGGAAUGGCUUUCUGAUCAUAGUAGUGGUUUUCAUAAAGAAAAGGCAAAACGAAAAAAGAUUAAUUCUGACCACAAGUCCAGAUAUUUAGAUUCUGGCGAGAGCAUUCUUCAACCUCCAAGAAUGUGCCAGGAACCAGUAGAGUCGGAUGUUGGAACUGAUUUUAGUAGCAGGGAACCAGCCCAGUCUGUCAGCUCCCUGGAUUCGGAUACCAGCGGGGGAGGCAGCAGUCUUGGGGUGAAAACAUCUGCCAUUCAAAUGUGGAUGGAAAUUAGUAAGCACAGAAGGAGAAAGAAUAAAAAGAAACUCCUUCAUUUUAGAAGUAAACACAAAAAUAUAAUAGACCCAGUGUUCAAUGCUGAAGUAGAUUAUUUAACAAACAUGAUUCCAAGGUUGUCAAUAUCUCCUAGAGGGGAGACGUACCUGAAAGUGAGGCCUGGGGAAAUGCCCUUGCCAAGUAUUUUUAGAAUUGCAAGAAUUGAUGUUAAGAAAAAGAAAAAGGAUAAGCUCUUUGUUUUUGAAAAGGCAAAGCCAUUGAAACCGAAAAAUGAUUCAGAACUUUCAACAAAGGAUAAAAUUAGACUAGGUAGAAAGAUAAGCAUGCUUGGUGAGAAUUUUCUAGAUUUAGACGACUUGAAUAGCCUGCAGCAGUGUAACUUACCACCAAAGAAACGUCUCAAGCUGUUCUCAACUAUGGGCACAGAUGAAGAAAGUCUUUCAGAUGGGCAUCAGAAGCCGGAGAAACGGAAAGGACGGCCUCGUAAAAUACAGUCAUCUAGUCCUCAGACAAAAUAUGCAUUUGGUGAAGGUCAGCACCAGAAAGACCAUUUCAACAUGGGAAAGGAUGGCUCUGAAGAUAUGGCAUCAUUUGCAUCAGUGGCCAUGUCUGGUCAGUCCUUGACGGCCUUCUCGCCUUCUAGAGAAUCUCUGCCAUCUUUGCCGGACCUCUCAACUGUUGCUAACCUUGAGGCCCUUCUUGAAACAAAUCCGUCUUGUACUCCAACUUGUACUCCAUCUUAUACCGUUCAAAAUACAAGACCUGUACUGCCAGAGGCCACAGAAAAUGACUUUAAGGGAACAAAUACCGUGUCCGAAUGGAUAUCACAGGAACUUAGUAGCCAAGCACAGUUAGAAACUGAGUCAUGUGACAUUCAGUCAUCAAAAUCAUGUGAUAGGUGCUCGUUAAAUCAGUCAUGUGAUCACGAUGAUUCUAGCGGCGUUGAUAGCAUGACUGCCGGGUAUAAAUUGUCAGGAAAACUUUUAAAUCGCAAUGUGCGCCAACUAAAACGGAAAUACCGCAAAAGAGCGAAAUCUCCCUUUUUAAAGAAGACGAGGGUCCAAAAUUCUGAAACAGAGACUGCGAAAGAGGAACAGUUUAGUGGGGAAGAAUCUCAGGAUUGGUUGGUACGGUCCGUGUGUUCAGAGUCAGAGCCACUACCAGUUAUUCAUCAAGAGAAACGUAAACUUGACAGCGAAGAGGAGUACGAUGCUCAAGAUUUUAAAAGAGUCAAAAUGCAAAAACGGCGUGUGUCGGAUGAUGACCAGGAGAGUGACACCAGCAUUGUUAAACGUAGAGAAGGUGUGUUCCAGAAGAAGAAGUACCAGAAGGCCGGUCUCUACUCUGACGCUUACAAGGAUGAAGAUGCACAGAGAGAAAAAGAUAUGAGCAAUAUGAUAUUCCAGUUUGAUCUGCCAUUGCAUUUUGGGAACCACCAGCUGAAGAACACGGCUGACUUUCAACUUCCAUAUGAUGUUUGGUGGCUUCAUUUCAAUGACAUGUUGCCAAAGAAAGGGGAUGGACAGCAGUAUAGAAGCAUACGAAACAAUAUAUAUGUAGAUGCACGACCUAGCUGCAGAUAUGAGGCUCACUCGUGUGACUGCAGACCACCUCAAAAUAAUGAAAAAGGCUGUGGGGAAGAUUGCCUAAACAGGUUAAUCUACACAGAGUGCUCUCCAGAUUUGUGUCCGUGCGGAGACCAGUGCUCAAACCAGGGUAUUCAGAAACAUCAGUUUGCACCAGGUCUACAAAAAUUCCUCACAAAGGACCGAGGCUUUGGUGUUCGUACUCCAAAACCAAUCAGAACUGGAGAUCUAAUCACUGAGUAUCUCGGCGAGGUUGUAAGUGAGCAAGAGUUCCGGCGACGGAUGACAGAGGAGUACUCUCAGGAAUGCCAUCAUUAUUGUUUGAAUCUGGACAGUGGCACAGUCAUUGACGGCUACAGAAUGGGAAACAUUGCUAGAUUUGUGAAUCACUCCUGUGAACCUAAUUGCGAGAUGCAGAAAUGGAAUGUUAAUGGCACGUAUCAUAUGUGUCUGUUUGCCCAGAAGGAUAUAGAACCAGGAACAGAACUUGUGUAUGACUAUAACUUCCAGUCCUUCAAUCAUGAUGCGCAGCAAACAUGUAAAUGUGGAAGCGAGUGUUGUCGUGGUAUUAUUGGUGGCAGAAAACAGUGGCAGAAUGGACAAGCCAAACCACCGGAACGUUUACCCGGGAAAGUUAUCAAGGGCAAAUAUGGGAAAGAUAAACGUAAAUCUAAAGUAAAACAGGAAAAAGGCAAAGACAGCCCUAAGAUGAAAUACCCGAUCCAGCCGGUAAUUACGAACUCCUCUUAUGACCAGACAAUGCCAGUAGCUGGCAGCACAUCUAUCCCAGCAUACUUAUCACCAAUGUCCUUGAAACCCAUCACAAAGAAGGAAAGACACUUUGCUCGCAAACAUGCAAUAUUCUUAGUACGUAACUUGGACAGGUUGAGAAACAAAUUACGACAAGAGCGGAGCGAUCAGAAACCAGCUAAUGAUGAGGAUUAUGUGAAAGGCACACACUUUACAAAAAAAGAUGUGUUUAUCACCCAACUGACAGCCCUGAAAACCUCUCGUUCAGUGAAGACAAGACGUCUCACUGUGGCUGAAGAAGACUCGGAGCUUGGAAAGAUGGCAAGGCUUGCUGGAGUGUGUCGAGAAAUAUUUUCGGCCAUCACAUCGGCCAAAGAUGAUGAUGGUGUAUACCUGGCAACAGACCUGUACCAUCUACCAUCACGCAAGAAGCAUCCACUGUAUUAUCAGAUGAUUGAUGAACCCAUUGAUCUCACGAUGAUUGAGAAUAAAAUUCUCUCGGGAGAGUACCACAGUAUUGACAUGUUUGAACGAGACGUCAUGAAACUUUUCCAGAAUGUUGAGAUGUAUUGUGGCAAGAAGUCUGAGAUGGGAGAGAGGAUGAAGCAGCUGCGACUGGUAUACCACUCUGCAAAGAGAGUUGAGAUGAACCAACUGAACGAGAUUCUUGGGCAUGACAGUCUAGCUGAUACACAGUCUGGCACUACUUCAGAUGCGGAAAGUAUGGACAACGUGCAAGUGCCCACUCCAGCCAUGUCAACAUCUGGAGAGUCGGAUACUAGUGAGGGAUUUGAUAAUAACAAAGGUGAGUGGACUGCAGGAGAGGAUGAGGAAGAAGAAGUAAUCAACUGUAUAUGUGGUAUCUACAAGGACGAGGGCCUCAUGAUACAGUGUGAAAAAUGCUACAUCUGGCAGCACACAGACUGUAUGAAGGUGAAAGGGGAUGAAGAAAAUUACCUGUGCCAUGAAUGUGAUCCCAGACCAGUUAAUAGGGAAGUUGAGAUAGUAACCAAUCCAGAUGAGGAAGUAGUACAUGAGGACGGGAAACGGUACUACAUGACUUUAAUGAGGGAUGAUAUGCAGAUUAGGCUUGGUUCCUGUGUUUAUGUGAUGAAAGAGAACCAGUCACGACGCUACUCCUACAAGAAGUCAGGUGGCUUGAACAAGGAACGUAUGGACAUAUUCAGGAUAGAAAGACUUUGGAAGAAUGAGAAGGGAGAGAAAUUUGCAUUUGGACGUACAUAUGUGAGGCCACACGAAACCUUCCAUGAACCAACCAGGAAAUUCUACCCAAAUGAGGUGUUUCGUACACAGUUGUACGAAAAAUUCCCGCUGGAAUCCAUUGUUGGAUAUUGCUGUGUACUAGAUCUACUUACAUACUGUAAAGGUCAUCCAAAAGGUUACAAAGAAGAAGAUUUAUACAUCUGUGAAUAUCGUAUGGAUAAAACCCUACAUCUCUUCCAUAAAAUCUCACCAAAGAACAGAUAUCCGGUGAAUACAAAAUCUUACUGUUUUGUGAUGUAUGACAAAAGACUGAACCCUAAAAGGACAUACUCUCCACAUGAAGUGCCCGAGUCGUACAAACGUAACUGGCGGGAGAAAAGUUCAAGCAGCACAGAAGGACAGCAGGACAAAAAGCCGGUUAUAGAUGAGGAGGAUAAUGUCCCUUUACUCAAAGUUAAGAUUGAAAGGCGGAAAGAGAAACGAGAAAAGGUGAAUAAGAUUAUGGAUUCAUUGAGCAAAGGUGUUGCUUCUCCGAGCAAGAAAAGGAAUGAUUUGUCAUACCUCCUAACUAAUACCCACUAUGAUAGAUGAGAUAGUCUAACUGGAAUUGAAAGUAUGUCAGAAAAUAUGGGCAAGUCAGAUACGGACUAAUUUAAGUGGAGAAGUUUUGAAUAAGGUGAAUACAGACUAAUCGAAGUGGAGAAGUUGUGUGUAAGGAGAAUACAGACUUAUUGAAGUGGAGUUGUGUAAUGAAUGAAACACAAAGAGCAGAGGAUGCGGUUUCCCUCAAGUGAAAAUUUGUAGAAAUAGAAAAGUUGUGUAAGGAGUUAAAAGCAAGGAGAUUAUUAUUCUGUUAUUUCUAGUGAAAAUUUAUAGAAGCAGUAAAGUUUUAUAGUGUUUGAAACACCAGAUGUUAGGGAUACAAAUGUAGAUAUGAAAAAAAUGUGUUUGUGUAAUUGGAUGUAAAAGUGACAAUACCUAUUUGUGUCAGAAAGAGCUGAUAUGAAACUCGGAAGGAAAUGAGUCUGUUGGGUUGGCUACACAUAAUGUUGUUUAAUUAAAUAGCUAAAGACACUUGUCACUUUGUGCAUAGAUCUGUGCCAUCUAAAGCAGCCUGAGUAUUUCAUAUAUUAGGUGAACUGAUGUGUGAGGUGUGAUGAAAACCAUCAUAAAAUGUUUGGUUUCAGUGUUAGUGAUGUAAGAUAAGAAAUGGAUGUGUUUGUAGUUUGAAUGGUUGUAUUGUUAAUAAUGAUACUCAAACUCAACCGGAAAGACUUCAUCACUUUUUGCCUGGUUCCAGUCCUGUUGAGGAUUUGGAGCAUCUAAAAGACAGUACCUUAUGGUCUGGUACCAGUGUAGCAGAAGUGUUAAAUAAUUCAUUAAAUGGCAACAUUUAGUCAUUAUAAAAAAAAAAUGUUCGUUUUUUACACAUAUUCAUUUUGCCAUAUAGUAAUUGUGUUAAUCUGAGUGCAAUACACUAUCUAUAGUUUGAUGCUCAUUUAUUUUUUUCCUAAAAUGGAUUCUUGGAUGGAUUUUACACAUUUGUGGACUUUUUAAUGGACUGAUAUUGUACAUACUUGAAGAUUUGUAAAAAAAAAAACAAUCUUUUGCUCUUUUCUUUGUACAAAUAUUUUUCUUUUGAUGUUUCUAUUUUGUAGAUAAUACGCUUACUAGUAUUUGUGUAAAUAAGGGGAUUUUAUUGUCAAUGUAUUGACUGUUUUAUUAUCUUGUAUGUUUUGCCAUAUUCCUGAUAUUAGCAACAAUAUCUGAACCAACAUGUUUUGUACAUAAUAUUGUAGUCUUUUAGUCUUACUACCUUUAUAUGAUGUGUACAUUGUAUAUAUAGAUGUGUAUAUAUAAAGAUAGUGUAGAAUAUUGCAGUUGAAAUCUGUGUAUGAAAUUAAUUGUAUUAUUUUUUUAAGACAUAUCGAGUUCUGUGUGUGAUUUUGUCUCUUUCUGUGUUCCAUUUUUUCGUUGCCAUUUAUUUUUGGGUUUUCUCCAGCGAAUACUAAAUACUUGCUAAUUUUCUCGCAUGUUUUUACUUUUCUUUUAUAAAUUAUUGAGGGCACUGUCUUCCAAUAGAACAUUUAAAGUAGUGAUCUAGAAAAUUGCAGUUCAUUUGGAAUCAGUGAAUGAAUGCAGACAAGUGGGUAAAAAAUACAUCUUAGAGGGUUAGAUGUUUGUGAAAGCCUUUGUUAAUUUCCUUUUAGAUUUUUACUGCACUUUUUUAUGGGUAGGCAGGCAGUGGAGUAUGGUUUAUUUGAGCCGCGCCAUGAGAAAACCGACAUAGUGGGUGUGCAACCAGCAUGGAUCCAGACCAGCCUGCGCAUCUGCGCAGUCUGGUCAGGAUCCAUGCUGUUCGCUUUUAAAGCCUACUGCAAUUAGAGAAACCAUUAGCGAACAGCAUGGAUCCUGACCAGACUGUGCGGAUGCGCAGGCUGAUCUGGAUCCAUGCUGGUCGCAAACCCACUAUGUUGAUUUUCUCAUGGCACGGCUCAUUUUAUUUUUCACAUUUUUACCCUGGACAGAUUUUAAAAACAGGUUUACAAAAUAGAAAUGGCUGAGGUCGCAUGGAAGUUUUAUAAAGGAGUGAAAAUACAUACUUUGACCGUGUGGGUACAAUGUGUUAUCGGAGAUUUCUGUUGAUAAUGUUUAAGGUUUAGACAGUCACAUUUGGAAAUACCAGUCAGUAAAAUGAAGCUUUGUUUAAAAUUGUGGUAUUUUACAUCAGUUUACAGUUAAGUAUUUACAGUAAGUGUCACAAAGAUUUGAUCUCAGGAGUUAUGAUACUUAAACCUUACCCAGCUAAAUUUCUAUAAUGAAUUUGUCCAUCUUUCAAUUUUGACAGUAUCAUUAACUGUUAAAAGGGGUGCUAAACAAAAAGAUACUGACUUGACAAUGAAUAUUGCAGAUCAUGAUCAGACUGCAUGGAUGUGCAGGCUGAUCAUGAUCUACACUGGUCGCAAAGGCAGAAUUAAUUCUGUCUUUGUGUCCAGCAAGAUCAAGGUUAAUAGUUACAUGCUAUGCAUGUCAAAUGGAAGUGGUAGAGGUGUCUUAGCUAACUGUUAUUGUUCAAAGACAGAAAUGUUAAAAUGGUUCUGUAGUUGUGUUAGAAGUCUGUAAUAUUUUAUUUUCUUACAGCAAAAGUUCUCUUUUUUUGCAUUGACAAUUACAUUGUGUCAGUAAAUUGUUUGAUACUGGAGUUACCCUCCAGUCUCCCUGUUAUAACCUCCUCCGGUACAUUUACAUUUUGACAGAAUAACAGUUCAUUGUUGUUUUUGUUGUUUAUCAUAAACUUUGAUAAUUAAACUGAAGCUUGGUCUUCAAGUUAUGCAGCUGCAUACACAUUUAAACACUUUUAUAUGCAUUAUGAAUAGUUUUGAACAGUUACGUAGGCUGGUCGCUUACAUGUUUCUGUAUAUAAAUAUUUUGUUAUCAAAAUUAUGUAAUGUUUAUGAAUAAAAUGAAACAUCAUAACAGUCCAAUUUUUCCCUGUUUGCAAAAUCACAAAAAUGAGAUAAUAUAGCUUUUAAGCAAGUAUUUCAAGUAUUUUAAUUUUAUUAUUCUUGUUGCAGUUUGAAUGCACUUAAAGUUUAAUGUGAGAUGGUCUGUGUACCUGACUGAUAAGCUACAUGCCAUUUAUUGAUAACAAUAGCUGCCUAGCUUUUAUCUAAUGAAUAAAUUUACUUUCUGUUAAAUGCUUGUAGUAAAGUGUUUAGUGCCAUAAUAUAUAUAUAACUCUACAGCAUGCAUAGGGCAAACAGUUUCCUUUAUCUACAAAGUAUUAUUCUUCUUUGAAUGCCACUUUUGAAUGCUUAAACCAUUUAGUUGUUGUUGUUGUUUUUUAUGCCCCCACUUUGCGGCGGUGGUGGGUGGGGGGGCAUAUAGAUUUGCCCUUGUCAGUCCACCAGUCCUCCGUCCGUCCGAAAAUGUUGUGUCGCGCCUAGCUCCAAAAGUAUUUGACACAAAAUUUUACAAGAAUGUUGGUCAGCAUGUGCAGUUGUGCACCUGGGGUUUCGCUUCCGGAUUCAUUCAGUCGUGUAGGAGUUAUGGCCCCUGAAUUAGUUGAAAAUUGGUCAUUUUAAUGUUGUGUCGAGCGUAGCUCCAAAAUUAUUUGACCUAGAGUCACCAAAGUUUACAGGAAUGUUGGUCAGCAUGUGUAAUUGUGCACCUGGGUUUCGGGUCCGGAUUCAUUCAGUAUUGUAGGAGUUAUGGCCCCUGACCUAGGAAAAAAUUUGUGUCGUUUGUCAUAUAGUGGGGGCAUCUGUGUCCUAUGGACACAUUCCUAGUUUUUCACUCUAAACAUGAAACAUAGUACAAAAAUCUACAUUGUAGAUGUAAUGGCUAUUGUUAAGGUUUGUUAAACAGAGCAGCUUAUCUUGUUAUGGUAGGGCUUCACUUGAUACAUAUGUUUUGAUUUACAACAUACUGUUUGAUCCACCUAUUAAACUGGUAACAUGAUUUUUUGGAUGAAUUGUUUUUUUUUUGUUUUUUUCAAAGGUCAGAUAUAAAUAUUAGUCUCCUAGGGUGGUAGUACAAUUUAAAUUUUUGAAUAACUUUAAUUAUGAUAAUUUUAUGGCAUAAAAUGUAUUUUUCCCAUUAUAGAAAAAUCAGGCAAAAUCACAAUUUUGGGGUAGUGGUGGGGAGUGGGGGUGUUAAGAAACCAGCCAAAAUAUGAAAUGGAUUGUCCGGUUUUAGAUAAGUUCCUAUUUGUUUAGAAUGAUAUAAGCGGUAUUGUUUCAUAUUUCAAGAGAAAUGGGGUGGGGGGGGCGGGGAUCUUGUUACAAAAACUGCGGAUCAAAUAGUUGUUCACUGUUACUUUAUCAUUGUUACAGUAUUUCACAUGGAGGGGUUUGACAAUCUCGAUUAUCUCUGGUAUUUUAGUUCUAAAUGUGGGUUGAAAUUUCUAUCUACAUUUUUUAAACUGCACAGUGGUGUGAAACUUGGUAUGUUUGAUUACCUCAAGCCUAGACAUGACGAUUUGGAGAGAGUAAAGUUUGUAUAAGAAAAUCGUGUAUCAAUUAAUUAAUGAAAUUGUGUAGUCAGUUAAAUAAUUUAAGUUCAAAUAUUGUCAAAUCAAAUGUUUAAAUUUUCAAAAAUGAAGAGUAAAAAAUCGUUGUAACCACAGUGACAAGUUCGAUUUUGUUAACAUAAUUAUGCACAAAGAUGAGUACAGUUCUGGGAAAAUAAGAUUUAAAAAAUCAGACCUGAUAUUAUAAUGACAAAACACUUUGAUUUACACAUCUCCAUCUACAAUAGAAUUCAGGCAUUAAAUCGUAUGAUAGAAAGUUGCUAAUCAUUUGUAAGACAGUCAAAUCUAUCUAAAAUAAAGGCAAUUACUUUAUAAAUACCUGAGAAUGAGUCUUGCCAAUCUUUUUUCUCUUUCUUUCAAUAAGUUCUGUUUUUAAAAUGAGAAAAUUCAGUCUGCAACUUCAUGUAGACAACAAGCAUUGAUUUAAUGCAUUUAUUCAAAGUAAAGUUCAGUUUGGUGAAUGAAUUUCAGGUUUAUCUGAAUGUAAAAUACAUGAAGUUCACAUUUCAGUUACAGCUGUUAAAAGAAUACUUGGCAGACUGUACAAACUUCAUUUUAAGCCUUGCUAAAACAGUUUUAAGUUCAAAUUUUAUUAAAAUUUUCCAACAAAUCUUUGCUUUCAGCAAUAUAUGCAAAACAUAUUUAAAUAUAUACAAAUGAUACUAUAAAUCACUGGAAAUUUGACAUACAUACAAUAUAAGCUUAAAACGUAUUUUGUUGUUUUGUUUUUUGACAUAUUGCAUAUAAUGAUUUUUUUUUCAAUGUGAAAGUUUAAGUUGUUUACUUCAUAAGUAAAUGGAAAAAUGAAAAUAAUUUUUUUUUUCCCCACAAAAUUUAUCUUUUCUUGUAAGUAUAACUGCCUUGUAAUACACAUCAUUGUGUUGUUAUGUUAUAAAUAUUAAUCGCAGAAAGUGGUCAGUCUUCUUAAAAUGUUUUGAAGUCGCUACUUUUUUUUUAAAGAUGAAAUUGUAUAUUUGUUAAAAUAUUGUUUUGUGACAUAGUGUUAGUCCAGGCUUAGAUGUUCAAGCAUUAAAGCAGCAUGCCUGAAGAUUCAGGUAGUAUUGCCCAAACGAUUAUGCAUUUAUAUCUAUUAAUAAAAAGUAUAACAUUUUAUUCCCUGCUUUGGGGCAAUAUUUAAUCAUUGGGUUAAAUCUAUUUCAAAGACUUUGUUUUUGCUGGCACUUCUACAUAUAAAUUUUAAUUUAGAAUAAAACUAAGAUUAUUACAAAAAUUGUGGAAUUUUAAAACUUGGGAUAUUUUCACAGAAAUCUAGGGGCGUGCUGCUUUAAGAGGAGGUACAACCAAUUUGACUGAAUGAUCUCCCUUGUUAUUUGUUCCUAUAUGAUUCAUAGGGAAUGUACAUGACAUGUGUAGAACCUAUCUUAAAGCAUUUGUGUGAGCUUAUCAAUUAUGUUAUUUAUGACUUUGUUGUGACUAUAAUAAAAUGUUUAGAGAUUGAGAAGUU